Closterium sp. NIES-67 is the source of this 3455-nucleotide messenger RNA. The record is from the annotation of a GenBank genome assembly. Lineage: Eukaryota; Viridiplantae; Streptophyta; Zygnematophyceae; Desmidiales; Closteriaceae.
CUCCACCUGUCUGCCUGCUACUUCUGCCAGACGCGGCUUUCUUUCCGCGCCGCUUCUUAACACUCCAGUCCUCUCCUCACCCUACGUCUUUGCUCCAUUAGUCUCCCACAUCCGCUCGCCACGCCGUCUGUCCAUGCUGCGCGCUUUGAGUUGCCUAAAGCAAUGCGUUCUUCUAUCAUUCGUAAGCGCUUGCAAUAAAACGUUCUCAUCUGAGCGUAACGCUCGCGUCGUCCCCUACCCAGCCGUUUCUACGAUUCUCCCUCCGCAUCUCCUCCCGAAAGUGGCAUGGCGGAAUCACACUCACUUCCGGAAUCCUCGCCGCCCCUCGCGGAGCUGUGGGACUACGAUGACGUGGCAAUUGAGGUCCUUCGCUGCCUCCCGCCCCGCUGCCUUUGCCGAGCUGCUGCAGUGUCGCGCCGGUGGCGCCGACUAGCAGGUAAAUGGCGAUAAAGAGGUAUGCAACAACGGCCACUUUACGCUAGAUUGAACGCCUCUGUGUGAUGUUUUGCCGCGCUUUCGUCCUCGUUUUUUUGCGCGCCUUCGCUGGCGAUCACUCUCCGCUCCGCGCGUCUUCCCUUCUUCUUCCUCCGCCUCCUCCGCCCCCGGCUGCUCCUCUUCCCUAAAAGCGUGAGAAGUGCCUAGUUUUGAGGCGCCUCAAAAGUAGAAACUCCUCCUCCCCCAGCUACGCCCCUCCCCAAUUCCCUCAACGCCCGCGUUUUCCGCGUGUUAUUUCCCCGUACUACUUUCGUCCUUGUCGUUUAGCGCACGUUUUUCUCCUCUCGUCUUUCCGCGCACGUCGUUGCGCACAUGCCUUUUCAUGCCCCAGCUUCCGACACGCUCUGGUCAGAAAAGGUGGCGCAGGUCCUACCGCUCCCCGCUACGGCCGCGCACUCCGCAUCCGCGCUAACGCCGCACUCCGCAAAGGCGGCAUCCGCAGCGCAACGGAGCCUACGCGGUAGGCCGCAGCUGUCAGCACCUGACUUAGUAGGCUCUCAGCUAGAGGAAUCUCAGCACCUGCAAGGAGUCUCUGCGCGCCGAGCCGUCGGCGCCAAUGAGAGUGAGGAUAAUGAUCGCGCGGAGAAUGAGAGUGCGGAGCAGGGGGAAUCGGCCGGUGCUGGCAUUUGGCAUCUGCUGCCGAAUAGCUCCUCCACAUCACUGCAGCUCUCCCCCGCGCUGCGCCACCUGGUGUCGGGCUCUCCGCGGAUCGGCUACAAACGCGCACAGGACUGCAGGCAUCAGCGCGCCGAUAAGAGAAAGCAGUGUCCUCAUGUCGCCACUACCAAAGGAAAGGCGGCGGCCGUACCGGCGCGCAUUAGUCAUCAAGCGGGGCAAGAGCAGCAUAGAGAGGGGUACCGCGGCUUACCUCCCUCCUUCGGGCGCGAGCAGCAUUGGCGCAGCCACCUCCCCCUGGUUGUCCCCGAAGGUUCCUGGAAGGAGGUGUACCGCGGGUUGGUGCAGCUGGACCGCGGGUGGAAGGUUCCUCCGCAGCUUCCUCUGCAGGCUGUGGGGAGCUCGAGCGAGGAGGAGGGGUGGGGCGCGGAGUGGACGCUCAGGGACGACUUCUUCUGGUUCAGCCAGCCCUUCUCCCGGCUGCAGGAGGCGCGGGAGGCGCUCACAUUCCGCGUGGACCUGCCCCUGUGCCUCGUCACAGGGGUGGAGAUCGUUUCCGGGCAGGACAUCUGGAACGCCGUCUGCCCGAAAAACCUCCAGGUUGAAGUGGGUUUCUCCCCCUCCGCCUUCCCCUUCUCCUCCUCCCCCUUCCCCCUGACCCCCGCCCCUAUCUCCCAACUGCUCCGUCUCCCCCCCUCCGCCCUGGCCCUGGGCAACCAUGUGCGCCUGCUGCUCUCUGGCUCCCCCUGGGCGGAAGGCCGAGGGGGGGCCUGGGCGGAAGGGAAUGCGGGGGGGUGCGUGGGAGGGCCUGCGGAGGGGAGGGGGAGGGUUGAGGAAGUGGAGGGUAACGGGUUGAGACCCUGCGGUGGCAGCUGGUUGGCCGGGGCUCGCAGGGGAUCGGAGGAGUGGGAGAGGGACUGCAGGGAGGGAGGGGAGGAGGGGGGAAAGGGGGAUGGCUGGCUAAAGGAUGGGGAUGAGGAUGGGGAUGGUGGGGAUGAUGGGUGCAUGUGGGGGGGUAUGGAGUGUGAGUGGCGUGCACUCAUGAGUGAGGCUCGAGGGAGGCUGGCUCGACGCAUUCAGAGGACUCUCUCCUGCAGCAGCAGCGACAGCAGCAGGAGUGCCAGCCUUACAGAGAGUCCGUGUAGGGUUUGCAGUGGAAGCAGCAGCAGCAGGUGCUGCUGCAACCACCCUCGCUCUGACCCUGCGCUUGGGCCCAUUCACUACAGAAGCAGCAGCGACAGCAUCAGCAGCCUAGACUCAGCCACCGCCCACUCACCCAUUCCCUCCCCUUCACCCUCCCCUCUCCACUCCCCCUCAUCCCCCUCCCACUCUCCCCCCUCUCCCUCCCUCCCGGCAUACCUCCUCCUCCAAACCGCCUCCCCCAACCCCCACCGCCCUGCAUACAUCCUCCCCGAGAAUGCACCUCCCCCUUCCCCCCGCUUCUGCAUAGAGCGCGUGCGGAUCUUUGGAAUCCCCCUAGGCGCCCUGCCCCCGCACCAUGCCCUGCAGGCUGCUCUGGUGCGGUAUGCGGUGGGGCGAGAUACAGGGGAGUUGGAUGGUGUGAUGAGGAGUGCGGGGGGAAGGGGGAUGGGGGAGAUGGGAGUGGAGGGGGUGGUGAGAGCACUGGGGGAGAGCCUGGUGGGUGGCUUCGCCCCGCAUGGAUGACGCGCACUCCACGGCGACGAGCCUGGUGGUGUACGGCGGCUGAGAAGAGUGCUCCGCCUUCAGUGGUGAUGUGGGGAGGGGGCUGGGGGGGCGGUGAUGGGCGUGUGAGGGCUGGGUGGGUUCACUGGGAGACCACCUAGUGGAUGGGUGUGCCGCCCACCACUGAUUUGAUUUGGCAGACUAUGAGUUGCAAUGAGUUGCUUGCAUGGGCCUCACAGGUCCUGGUUUUGCAGGUUCUGGCGCAUUGGUUGGUUUGCCUGGGCCCAGAGCCCAUGUGAGCCAAGCCCUACUUCCUCCCAAGUUCUGACAAGCCCCGCUUUGAGGCGCCUUGACACACUUGCCUUGCCAAGCUUCUUCCGUUUGUGUGACGACAGCUCAGCAUUAGGCUUCCCUGCAUUCAAGAUCCCUUCCCAUGCAUUGAACGUAGCGAGCCUUGGGUAGAUACUGAGUGGGGGUGCGGGCGAUAGGGUGUGGGCGAUAGGGCGCGGGCGAUAAACCUACUCAAGUGGAGCCGGGGCCUUGCUGCCGUAGCCUAGACUCUGGAGUUGCCACUGCAGCCCAGAGGGCUGUGUGGCUGGUAUCGUUGCUGCAUAUGAAGUGUCAGGUUCAGCAGCCCACCAUGCAUUGCUCUGUGACUUGAGGCCUGAAGCUUGCUAGUUCCUUCAGCCGUGCUUCCCCAC